Molecule: messenger RNA, 972 nt
Organism: Lottia gigantea (owl limpet)
Lineage: Eukaryota; Metazoa; Mollusca; Gastropoda; Lottiidae
Exons: 2
Coding region: 1-972 (323 amino acids)
Source: RefSeq, a predicted model, not a curated record
AUGGCAAUUUUAAAAGUCUGGUUUGAAUAUCCCACUAACACAUUCUUCCAACCAAUACCAGCUAAAAAUAAAAUUACUUUUACGAACAAAGAAGAUCUAAGAAAUCAAUAUAAACGAGAAGGUAAUAUUGUGGGUAGUAAUUGCAUGAAAUUAUUAAGUAAUUCCUUGUAUGUUAAAUCUAUUCAGAAGGAUAUAACUACAUCGAGACAUCUAUGGAGUGAAGCAACUUUAAAAGCCAACUCCGAUUCACAUGUCAAAAGCUAUCCUACAGUAAAUGAGACUCAAUAUAUCGUUGAGAUAAAUUUAGAAGAAAAAGAAUUUGACUGUACACCUCCUAAAUCUACACGACUAACACCUAGUCAUUUGGGGUCAUUCGUAUUAUCUCACAGUAAAAAAAUAAUGAAUAAUUUCAUUCACGUAAUAGAUGGAUUUUAUAAGCCGGAAAUACACUAUACAGAUACUGAUAGUUUAUACAUUUCAUCUAGCAAUUGGGAUAAAUUAAAUGAAGCUGGGUUGGUAUCUGAAAAUGAUUACUGUAAAGGAAAGAAUGAUUACGGUGAUGGUGGAAUUAUAUAUGGUUUAUACUUAGCGCCAAAAGUCAAAUAUAAUAUCAUUCUAACUUCUGACGGUAUUCUAAAAGAAAAGAAAACGUUUAAGAGUUACUCUAAUGAUAAGAUAGGCGUAGAAGAUUAUAUUCAAUUAUCUAGCGGACAUUAUGUGAGGAGUGAAUUUAACAAAAGAUGGGAAAAGAGUUUCACCAAUGGAAUAGUUAUUCCAAAGGAUGAUGAUAAACAAAAGAAAGAUUUUAGAAGUUAUUUGAAUCUCGUUAAGAGAAAAGCACCGCACGAUGAAGGAAUUAUGUAUCCUUACAACGACGGAAAAGAAUUGAACAUGGAUGACAAGUAUGAAUUUGAUGAUUUCGAUUUCCUAACUAUUCAAGAAGAGAAUGGAGAUUUAGUUCUUUUGUUUUAA